CCUAACUCGCCCCCACAGCGCCUCGUCUUGCUGAAAUUGCCCGACUCGGUUCCCCGCAAGCCCGCCAGAGAUUGCCAUCCCGUCACAGACAACGCCAUGGCGCAGUGGGCUCUUCCAGCUGGUGGCUCGGUGGAGCUUCGACGGAGAUCCGCUUAUCGAGCGGGCGUCGUGUCCGCAUGUGUCUCUCGUCAUCCUUGGAUAACAUCCUUCUCCAUGUACUCGCGCGAACAACACAUGGGGCAGCUGGGCUGGCACCAACAACUCGAACGCUUCCGUCCGGCCGUAGCGAUAUCGCGGAACCUCCUCAGCCUUCCUUGUUUGUUGUGCCUGCCCAUCGGCUUACUGCGGCUACCUCCGCUCCGUUGGCCCCGUUUCCUCCACUGGCUCAUAACUUGCCCCUCAACCUCCGAUCGGCCAGUUGGCUCGCAACCCCGUGCACUGGGACUUCCCACCUCUUACUUAAAAGAGAACGGGGUUCCUGAGGAUAGGCCAAGUCAAACAUCGCCAGACACCCAAGUGUGCAUAGUCUCUGGGCUCGCUGCAAGGGCGCACAUCAGCAAGGACCAUGUCCCUGUAUCGUAUAGGCGUGGACGUUGGUGGCACCAACACCGACGCAGCCAUCCUUGAUAUCAAGGCCCUGAGCAGCCCCGACCGCGGUGUGCUCGCCUCGUACAAGGCCACCACGACACCCGACAUUACCAGCGGCAUCGAGGAGGCAAUCAGGGCCGUUCUUGCAAGCUCAGCCAUCGACCAAAGGCGCGUCCUCAGCGUCACUAUCGGCACCACCCACUUCAUCAAUGCGCUGGUUGAGGCUGACGCCAGGCGGCUGGACCGUGUUGCCGUGGUUCGGCUCUGCGGCCCUUUCACUAGACAGAUUCCCCCCUUUUCAGGCUUCCCCGUCGGCCUUCAUGGAAUUCUGGAUGGGGGCGUCUAUUACCUAAACGGUGGGCUGGAGAUGGACGGGCGAGAGAUUGCGGCUCUCGACCCCGAGGAGAUCCAAAAGGCUGCCAGGGAUAUUGUAGCCUCUGGAGUCAAGGCUGUCGCUCUUGCCGGCGUCUUUUCACCUCUGGAUCAUGAAGGAAUUCACGAGGAGCGAUGCAAGAAAAUUCUGCUCGAAGAAGCCCCUGAUCUCAAUGUCGUCUGCUCCCAUGACAUUGGCCCUACCGGCUUCUUGGAGCGAGAAAACGCCACCAUUCUCAACGCCGCCAUCUUGAGAACUGGACACCGAGUGAAGAGGGGCUUUCGGAAGGCCAUGGCGCGACUCAACCUCGCAUGCCCCCUCUAUCUGUCUCAAAAUGACGGAACCUUGAUCGACGCCGAAGCCGCCGCCGACUUCCCCAUCAAAACUUUUGCUAGUGGUCCGACAAACAGCAUGACCGGCGCAGCAUUCCUGGCCGGUAUCGACCAGAAGCACGACGGUAAGCCCAAUGGCACGACAUCUACCAACGGCGACGCCAACAAGGAGCAAGCACAGAUUCUCGUUGUCGACAUCGGAGGGACGACCACAGAUGUCUGUGCCUUGCUGCCCUCUGGCUUCCCUCGCCAGGCGCCCGGGUUCGUCGAAUUUGGAGGCGUCCGCACCGCUUUCUCCAUGCCCGAGGUCGUCUCCUUGGGGUUGGGCGGCGGCAGCAAGGUCUCGGUCGACGAGACACAGCCGGACCUGGUCUCCGUUGGCCCUGCAUCCGUGGGACACCUGAUUCGGCAGCAAGCCAAGAUAUUUGGCGGCUCUACGCUGACAGCGACCGAUAUCGUCGUCGCCGCCGGCAAGGCUGAUUUAGGGGACGCCGGCCUCAUCAAGGACGUUCCUCAAUCGACUAUUGACCUCGCCCGCAAGGACAUCAAAAGGAAGCUUGAGACUGUCAUCGACCAGAUGAAAGUUUCUGCGGCUCCUGUGACAGUACUUCUCGUCGGAGGCGGCGCUCUGCUCGUCACUGACGAGUUGGCCGGCGUAGAGAAGUGCAUAUCGCCGGUCCAUCAGGGUGCGGCAAACGCUAUUGGCGCUGCCAUUGGUAGAGUCUCCGGCGAAGUCGACACUGUUGAGAUCCUCGAAGGCAAGAAGGAGAAGGACGUUCUUGAGGCCGCCUGUAAACGCGCAAUCGACAUGGCCGUUGAAAAGGGGGCCGCACGCGACGAUGUCAAGAUUGUCGAGGUCAACAGAAUGCCGCUUCAGUACAUGUCAAAGGUCACAAUCCGCGUGCAAGUCAGAGCAGUGGGAAGACUCGCCAUCCCCGAUGACAUAUCUCUUCUCCAGAACCCUGAGUGGACCCUGAACGGCGACGCAGACGAGGCCGAGGGCGAAAAGGUCAGCGUGCCGAACGCGCUGGAGCCCACGACCAAGCCUAGUCUCGGCGUUGACAUUGAGUCCUACCGUCCCGAUGUCAGGAACGGAGUAUGGUACAUAUCGGAGAUUGAUUUAGAGUUCUUGGCCACUGGAUGUGGUGUUCUAGGCACUGGCGGCGGCGGUCCGACAUAUUUCGAGUUCCUCAAGGGCUUGGAAGCUUUGCGAAACGGUGGCAAGGGCAAGAUGAGAGUCGUUUCUCCCAAAGCUCUCAAGGACGAUGACAUUGUCUGUUUCGGUGCCUACUACGGCAGCCCCACCGUCAUCAACGAGCGCAUGUCUGGUGGCCGAGAAAUCAUCGACGCCAUCGAUUCCAUCACCAAGGUUCAAGGCCACAAGGAGUUUCAUGCCUUGUUGGUCGAUGAGAUCGGUGGUGGCAACGGCAUGUGUGUGUUCGGCACUGGUGUACACUACGAUCUCCCUGUUGUAGAUGGUGACGCCAUGGGCAGAGCUUACCCAACGAUAUACCACGGUAAUCAUUGUCCCACACUCGCCGCUUCCAUCACUGCUGACCACGACGAUAGUGACUUUUAGCGUCUAUGGCUAUCCCAUGACUCCCUGUGCGAUUACCGAUGCCGCGGGCAACUCGUCCGUCAUCAUGAAAACGGAUACGCCGGCACGGCUGGAGAAGCUGCUACGCGACACGGCUGUUGAGCUGGGGCUGACCUGUGCUUCAUCAACGUGCCCGCUGCCAGGGUCCACAAUCAAGGCCGCCGCAGUGCAGAACACUAUAUCUCAAGCCUGGUACCUUGGACGCGCAGUGAACAUAGCCCGCCGCAAAAAAGCGAACUAUGUCGACGCAAUCUUCGAUGUCUGCGCCGGAAAACUGCUGUUCACCGGCAAGAUUGUGGAUGUGCACCGAUACAUCGGCGGUGGAUAUACGAUGGGGGCCGUCGUCCUUGCACCUCUGGGAGCUGACGAACGAGAAGCUGCUAGCGAGAGCAAGCAGCAGGUGCCGACUGACAGGCAUAUGGUGAUACCAUUCCAGAACGAGUACCUGUACGCGGCAUAUAGUGAUGCUGAGGGAUCCAAGGAGUCACAAGAGGUUGUGUGUACUGUGCCGCACCUCAUCUCGAUCCUGGGUCAGGACGGCGAGGCGAUCGGCUCGCAGGACCUGCGGUACGGCCUGCGCGUCAACGUCAUCGCGCUGCCAGCCCAUCCGCUGUGGACCACGGAGAAGGCGCUCAAGGUCGGUGGUCCAGAGGGCUUUGGCCUCGACAUACCUACGGUUGGCGUGGACAAUGAUUUUACGGAAGCGAAGAGUGUGAUUGAUGAAUUUGACACACGAACAUAGCGGCAUAGGAGCGGUAUAACGGAGAUGAUUUACGGCCCAAGGACUCACUGCGUGCCCCCC
Purpureocillium takamizusanense is the source of this 3692-nucleotide messenger RNA. RefSeq lists its product as uncharacterized. Bases 566 to 2872 code for a protein of 768 amino acids. Gene Ontology annotation, molecular function: 5-oxoprolinase (ATP-hydrolyzing) activity. Gene Ontology annotation, biological process: glutathione metabolic process. NCBI's taxonomy places the organism in Eukaryota, Fungi, Ascomycota, Sordariomycetes, Hypocreales, Ophiocordycipitaceae. Gene Ontology annotation, cellular component: cytosol. The record is from RefSeq and is a predicted model, not a curated record. The transcript has 4 exons.